Impatiens glandulifera is the source of this 537-nucleotide messenger RNA. RefSeq lists its product as uncharacterized. Gene Ontology annotation, molecular function: enzyme inhibitor activity. NCBI's taxonomy places the organism in Eukaryota, Viridiplantae, Streptophyta, Magnoliopsida, Ericales, Balsaminaceae. The record is from RefSeq and is a predicted model, not a curated record. Bases 1 to 537 code for a protein of 178 amino acids. The transcript has a single exon.
AUGACAAAUGUUUCUAUUAGGACGUUGGCCACCUUCUUUACUUUCCUGGUGAUUGUUUCCAAUCAUUUUACUCAAGCUGAUUUGAUUGACCAUAAUUGUAAAAAAACACGUUACCCCGAUCUUUGCAUUGAAACCCUAAGAUCAAAUAAUGCAACUGUUAAAACAGAUGUCAAAGAUUUUUGCAUAAUCAUACUUGAAGUAAGUUUUGGAUAUGCUUCUAAAACCCGCGAGCUAGUGAAAAAUCUUCGAUACAGAAUAGUUGAUCAAGAUCCGCAACAAUGCUUGGAUUCUUGCUUAUAUUCUUAUGAUUUUCUGAUUGUGGAUAUAAAUAGGGGAAUUAACAAUCUACGUAAAGACAUCCCAUCUAUGGUUGGGAGUUCAGCUGAUAUGGUGGCUAGUCGUCCUUUAAAUUGUCAAGAGGAAUGUGACGCCGUUGGUGUUGAAAUACCAUUUUCUAAAAUGAAUACUAAAUUACACCAUUUAGGAGUAAUCCUCGAAGAUCUCGUUCAUUUGGUUGGUUCCCAUAAAACUAGCUAA